Radiomyces spectabilis is the source of this 1868-nucleotide messenger RNA. Its product is annotated as P-loop containing nucleoside triphosphate hydrolase protein. The record is from RefSeq and is a predicted model, not a curated record. Gene Ontology annotation, biological process: mitotic chromosome condensation. Bases 42 to 1769 code for a protein of 575 amino acids. The transcript has 10 exons. Lineage: Eukaryota; Fungi; Mucoromycota; Mucoromycetes; Mucorales; Radiomycetaceae.
CGUGAAUUUCGCGAUUCCGCGUUCCUUUAUUGCAACAUAUCAUGCCCAGGCCACCAAGGAAGAAGCGUCAUAUCCAGAAUACACCAGCACCCGAUUCUGCUGACCAAGCAACCGCUAGCACUGAACAGUCUAUUGAUACACAGAACGAAAGGAACGGUUCUCCUUCAAUCAGAGAGGAAUCAGUAGGAACGCAGAUCAAUCACGACGAGCAAACGUCAACUCCUUCCAUCCAGCCUUCACCGGAUAAUGCAGCCAAUGCGACAGAGAAAACAAUCGAUGAAGAAAAGAAAUCACGGCUUGUUAUUACGAAGAUGGUACUCAAGAAUUUCAAAUCGUACGCUGGACGACAAGUCAUCGGUCCUUUUCAUAAAUCUUUUAGUGCGAUUGUUGGUCCCAACGGAUCAGGGAAAUCGAACGUGAUCGAUGCACUGCUAUUUGUGUUUGGUUAUCGAGCCAACAAAAUGCGACAAGGAAAACUGUCGGAACUCAUACACAACUCGGCAAAGUAUCCCAAUCUUGAUUCAUGUGCGGUCGAGAUUCAUUUUCAAGAGAUCAUUGACAGAGAUGACUCUAGUAAAUUCGAUGUAGUACCAAACUCUCGCCUUGCGAUUUCACGACAAGCUUAUCGCAACAAUGCCAGUAAAUAUUUCAUCAACGAUAAAACGAGUUCGUAUACCGAGGUCACCGCAUUAUUGAGAGCUCGAGGCAUCGAUUUGGAUCAUAAACGAUUCCUAAUUCUGCAGGGCGAAGUUGAAUCCAUUGCAUUGAUGAAAGCGAAAGCAAAAGAUGAUAACGACGAUGGAUUACUGGAAUAUCUGGAAGACAUCAUCGGUACCUCCAAGUACAAAGAACCCAUUGAAAAGACAAGCGCGCAAUUAGAAACACUUAAUGAAGAACGCCUCGAAAAAUUCAACCGCGUGAAAUAUGUCGCUAAAGAAAAGGACAACUUGGAGGAGAAAAAAGCGGAAGCCGAGAGUUAUCUCGAUAACGAAAACGAAUUAGCGAAACGCAAGAACGAACUAUAUCAAAUUUAUUUAUAUGAAGCCAAUACUAACAUCGACAUCGCCAACGAAGCAUUGGAGGAGCUCCAAGAAAAACUACAAGAGGAAGAGCAAAAGCAAUCUGAGGCCGAAAACGAGAUUAAAGAACUGGAGGAGACGUACCAAACCACAGUGCGAGAAUACAACGGAUUGGAAGCACAGAUGAGCGAAAUUCAAAAACAGCACGCAAAGUAUGAAAGAGAAGACGUGCAAUUGCGGGAACGUAAAGACUAUUUGUCCAACAAACAAGAGAAGGCCAAAGCGACCAUGGAGGCAGAUCGCGAAGCGCGCACUGCGGCACGAGAAGCCAUUAAAACGAACGCCGAUGCAUUGCAACUGCGACAAGCAGAUCUGACCAAACUGGAAAAGCAACUAAAGAGUGAAGAAAAGACGCUGGAUGAAAUCAACAGGGAACUCAAAGGCAAAACAGACGGGUACCUUGCUGAGAUAGAAGAACAUCAGAAAAAGCUGGCUCCUUGGACGGAGAAGAUCAACAAGAAGAAAAAAGAUAUCGAUGUUCGUCGAUCCGAAGCCGAAAUUUUAGCAGAACGCAUCUCAUCCGGAGUUAAAGCGCUCGAAAAUGCAGAAAAAGCUUUGCAAAAUGUCAAAAAAGCUCGCGAACAAAAGCUCAAAGAAAGCAACGAUUUGCCUGUGGAAAUCGAGAAUCUGGAGAAAGAAAUAGCAGAACUUGAAGACCAAGUCAAGGUAUUUGUGGCGUGUAUAAAAUGAAUGAGCGCAAAAACUAAUCGAAGGAUUGUAGAUUUUGGAAGAGAAAGAAAAGCACUGUCGUGAUCAGCUUAGCAGUGCACGUCAGAAAGCAGAUGAUGC